AUGGUUAAGUUAUGGCCGUGGAAAGGUGAAGAUAAUUCUGCCGCCUCGUUCGAGAAGGCCUUGUCAUCGCUGGCGGCCAAAAUAAAUAAAUCGCAAACACAGCUCGACGUCCUCCGGCAGAAAGGCCGACGGCUCAAGGCUCUAUGGACGCUAUAUGCCAUUUUUGCAUAUCUGCUUUGUACCGCAAUACUAAUCCUAGUUGUUGGCUGGAGCCGCUGGACUGCAGUUGAAUAUACGUCAGUCUCAGCGGCACCUUUAUGCAUAUAUCUCGUUAGGAAGGGGAUCAGUGGAUACUAUAAUUACAGAAUCGACCUCGUUUCUCAGCGGCUAGAAGGCCAGCAAAGCGAGAGGACGAAGACAAUCGACAAACUCAAGGCGGCUACCAAGUACAAUUCUACUCAGGAGUUACUAGAGAAAUAUGGUGGCACAACGCCGACGCCCAAGCCCAAGAAACUCAAAGCGCAAUCCAAAAGCCCCAAGGACAUACCACCUCAGAGGACCGUUACAGGCCCACCGCCACCAACAGCCAAUAUACCACAACGUAGUCCCGAUCGCGUAUCAAAAGCACCAUAUGUAUCCACAUCAGAAGUUUCUCCAUCCGUCGGGCCGCCAAAUAAUGUGAGGCCUGCGCCAACAAGCCCUAGCAUUGGAUCCGCCGAGUUUGCCCCAAAUGCCUUUUCCGGCCCAAUGCAAUAUGCAAGUAGUACUGGCGAAAGCAGCAUUGGUGGCCAUUGGUACGACAGGGUACUGGACUUACUCAUGGGUGAGGAUGAGACAUCUGCGAGAAAUCGAAUUGUCCUCAUAUGCCAAAAUUGUCGACUUGUAAAUGGACAAGCACCACCUGGGAUAAGGAGUGCCACGGAGCUGGGAAGAUGGAGGUGUUCGGGAUGCGGUGCUUGGAACGGUGAAGAAGACGAAGCCGUGAAAGUGGUCCAAGAAAUGAAGGAAAAGAUCGAGCAACAACCGCGACACUCCGGGAGCGAGAGUGACGAGGACGCCCUUUCGGACAGUCAUGGGGUCCCUGGCAGUGAGGUUCAAAAAGGUCUCGACAUCGGCUCCAUCGAGAAUGUUGCUCAUGUCAAGCACAAAAAGAAUGGAUCGAAGGACCUCAGAAAGGCUUAA
Messenger RNA from Glarea lozoyensis ATCC 20868, 1122 nucleotides. RefSeq lists its product as uncharacterized. The transcript has 3 exons. Bases 1 to 1122 code for a protein of 373 amino acids. Lineage: Eukaryota; Fungi; Ascomycota; Leotiomycetes; Helotiales; Helotiaceae. The record is from RefSeq and is a predicted model, not a curated record. Gene Ontology annotation, cellular component: endoplasmic reticulum tubular network. Gene Ontology annotation, biological process: endoplasmic reticulum tubular network organization.